UAUUUAUAGAAAGGCCCAGACUUGAUUUGAUGGCAAAUUCAAGGAUAAAGAUCCCACACAUUAUCCAUUCCACCAGCAAGUCAUUUUUAAUAUGUUUCGGUGGUCUUCUUUACCUGAACAACAUCUGAUGUAUUUAAGUGAACUUGCUUGUGGAAUGGACAGUGUAUGGGAUCUGUCUUACACUUGAAUGAUGACCUCAUUGGGGUAAUAUCCUGUGUUUCUGUCCAACUAUAGCGAAAGCUGAAAACUUGCGAUCAAACACUGAUGGGUAAACCAUUGCCAGCCAUCAUCACUAUUGUGUUUAAAUUUGUAUUAUACUUAAUUUCAGUGAAAUAUCAGUUGUAUGAACUGAUCAAUGCAUAGUGCACAAUGUUCCCUUUGGUAAGCAGUUCUGAUUUCACCAUCACAGAGAGUAGCAGGCGUCCUAUCCGCUAGGGGGAGAUCGACUACAGUAAGACAACAACCACCAUCAGCAUUGUAUUGACGGCAAUUAAUAAUUGUAUCAGCAGAAACGCACAUACCUUGCUUGAUCUAGGUCUGUGAGCAGAAAUGAAUGUGAACACAUGCUGGUUUAAAGGACUUUCCUUGUGCACAUGUUUUGAUCUGGUUCUGGAUCUUGCCCUCCACAAAAGUGUAUGUUGAUUUAUAGGCCUAUAUUUUGCAUACUUGAGAACAUGAAUGCCCCUCAAGCAAAAGUAGCUUAGGUACAGUUGGUUCAAUUGCACUGUGUUGCACGCAUGACUAUAAAAAAGAAGGGAAAACAGUUUAGUGAUUUAACAGAACGGGCAUUUAAUGUAGGUACCUUAUUGACACAGUCAGAAAGCAGUAGGCCUAUGAAGGUUACUUUGAAAUUCUGACCAUUGUGUCAUUUAAUCAUGCAGUAGAGAGCGCGCAGGUGAUUUCGAGUUUACAGGAUAACAUAGUGGUCAGGUUGGUGGGUAGUCUGCCUGUGACUACCGUGGGGCGAAAUCGGACCUGCCAGACAAAUCUAGGCAAAUCGUCAUACCGUUCAGGAGGAGGGACCACAGUGAAGGAGGGUGCACCAAAUAUCACACUCAUGCAGCCGGUGGUAGAUGUGUGUAUUAAAGACCAAGCAAGCAGUAUUUUAGUCCGGCUUUGGUCGUUGUGUUUUUCUUUUAAAGUUGCAAAGAUCACUCCUUGUGAUCUGUGAAUGUGGCCAUGAAUCCAGCCGAACAGACAGUAACGUGGCUCAUCACGCUAGGUGUUCUGGAAUCCCCGAAAAAGACCAUCUCGGACCCAGAAGGAUUUUUACAGACAUCUCUCAAAGAUGGGGUGGUCCUUUGCAAGCUUUUGGAGCGACUGCGCCCUGGCUCCGUCGAGAAAAUUUGCCAGGAACCAAGGAACGACUCCGAUUGCCUGAGCAAUAUCAGAGAGUUUCUCAAAGGCUGUACAUCAUUUCGCGUUGAGACGUUUGAGGCCAAUGACCUGUUUCAGGGACAGAACUUCACCAAGGUAUUAAAUUCCUUGGUGGCGUUGAACAGCGCUACAGCAGAUAUCGGUCUGGGUGGGGACUCUGUAUGUGGCCAUCACUCCUCCACCCAUCGGAUCAAGUCGUUUGAGUCUCUCUCCUCCCAGACCUCCCACGGCCGCUCCUCCAGACCUCCUCACAAUCAGUACCGCAGCCUGGACAUGUCUGAGAGUGGGGGGCCACUGGUGGUGGUGAAGGCGCGCUUCAACUUCCAGCAGACCAACGAGGACGAGCUGUCCUUCAGCAAGGGGGAUCUGAUCACCGUCAGCAGGCAGGAGGAGGGGGGCUGGUGGGAGGGCUCCCUCAACGGCAAGACCGGCUGGUUCCCCAGCAACUACGUACGAGAGGUCAAAGGGAAAGAUAAAUCGGUGUCGCCCAAGUCAGGGACGUUGAAGAGUCCACCCAAAGGCGCUGAAGCCAAUGCCAUUAACAAGACCUACUACAAUGUGGUGCUACAGAACAUUCUGGAGACGGAGGUGGAGUAUUCCAAAGAGCUACAGAGUCUGCUGUCCACUUACCUGCGACCGCUUCAGUCUGCAGAGAAGGUGAGUGCUGUCGACACAGGCCACAUCCUGGGCAACAUAGAGGACAUCUGCACUUUCCAACAAAUCCUGGUCCAGUCACUGGAGGAAUGCACCAGACUUCCAGAGAGCCAGCAGAGGAUAGGGGGCUUCUUCCUGAACCAGAUGCCCCAGAUGAGGAGCCUCUACAUGGCCUACUGCUCCAACCACCCCUCAGCCGUCAGCGUCCUCACCGAACACGGCGAGGUGCUGGGUGAGUUCAUGGAGUCCAAAGGGGCCAGUCCUCCUGGCAUCCUCACCCUGACCACAGGCCUCAGCAAGCCCUUCACACGCCUCGACAAGUACCCCACCCUGCUCAAGGAGCUCCACAGGCACGUAGAGGAGCACCACCCCGACCAUGUCGAUCUUCAGAAGAGCAUGUCUUCCUUUAAAGCCCUCUCUUCUCAGUGCCAGGAGGUGCGUAAGCGUAAGGAGCUGGAGCUGCAGAUCCUGAGUGAGAGCAUCCGCAACUGGGAAGGAGACGACAUCAAAAGCCUGGGCCCCGUGCUGUACAUGUCACACGUAGCCAUCCUCAGCACUGCCAACGAGGAGAAACAGGAGCGGUAUCUCCUGCUGUUUCCUCAUCUUCUCCUCAUGCUGUCGGCCAGCCCCAGAAUGAGUGGAUUCAUCUACCAGGGGAAGAUGCCUCUGACAGGGAUGGCUGUCAACAGACUGGAGGAUGGAGAGCUCAGAAACACAUUUGAAAUAUCAGGGAGUAUGGUUGACAGGAUGCAGGUGGUGUGUAACAGUCCACUGGACCUGCAGGAGUGGCUAGAGCAUCUACAGAGGCACACCAGACACACCUCUGGCAGCGGCAAGACACAAUCCGUCUGUCACACGCUCCCCAGCCACCCGCUCACCCCGUCCAGGCACUCGGAGAACCGCGGGACGAUUGGCUCCCCCGCCUACCACACCUUGCCCCACCACUCCUCCCUCGGGGCCACCCACGGCAACUCCAUGUGGGGUCCACUGGAACCCCCCAAGACCCAGAAGCCCUGGAGCCUCAGCUGCCUGCGACCUGCGCCCCCUCUUCGACCCUCGGCCGCCCUCUCGUAUAAGGAGGAUGUCAGCAAAAGCCCCAAGAGCAUGAGGAAACUUCGACUGCGGAAAUCUGAACGCAAACCCUCAGACGAAGAGUUUAGUGUCCGGAAAAGUACGGCAGCUCUGGAGGAAGACGCUCAGAUCCUGAAGGUGAUCGAGGCCUACUGCACCAGUGCCAAAACAAGACAAACGCUCAACUCCAGAUCCAGGAAGGAGUCGGGACCUCACAUGCUCUUCCCUGAGGAGGAGAAAAUCAUCGUGGAGGAGACCAAGAGCAAUGGCCAAACCGUUGUGGAGGAGAGGAGUUUGGUGGACACCGUAUAUGCUUUAAGGGAUGAGGUCCAGGAACUGAAGCAGGACAACAAGAGGAUGAAGAGGACGCUGGAGGAAGAGCAGAGGGCCCGGAAGGAGCUGGAGAAAGCCAUCCGGAAGGUUCUGAAGAACUCAAACGACCCCACCUGGGACGAGACCAACCUGUGACGAACCCACACCAGGUCCCCAACGUUCAAUAUCAGUGCUGCAAACUGAGACUGUAUGGAGGCUUGGGGACAGAGACCAACAUGUGCCACCCAGGCUCCCUACUGUACAUGUGAACCCCCACACUCCACCAACCAUGAUGUAAUGGGGGACUUGAGAGUGACACCAAGACUCCUACACUACACAAGGUCCCCACUCCCAUAGCAUUUCUGCAGUAUGCAGACUUAGGGAUGUGAGAAGACCAACUGCUGACGUCCCAUACAAGGACCUCACUCCACCUCUCAUAGCAUUGCUACAGAGAUUCAGGCUGUACGGCAACUUGUUGACUAGUGAGGGCAUGACUAUGAGAAAUGGGAUGAGUACAAUCAGUGACAUUAGCAAACCUCCACAAGGCUAACAACACACACACGUGAUUGCUGCAGAUUCAGACAGUAAUAAUUGGGGGACUUGAGAAAGACCAACCUGUGACACCGAGGCUCUCACACAAGGUCCCCCACACACUACUACACCAUUGCUGCAGAUUCUGGGGACAAAUGUGACUUUACUUUGAGAAGUGGGAAGAGAUCAACUGUUGGCAUCCCACACAAGUCCCCCCACUCCACCACCCACAGAAUUGCUUCCAGGCUCAUACAGGCUCACAGCACCCAUACUGUAGGUAUCAUGCAGCAGGGCUUGACAUUAACUUUUUCACCCACCUGCCACUGUGGCUAGUGGUUUUCCUGAGUCACUAGCCAUUCAGGUAUUCCAGUAGCCACAGAUUUUAUAUUGUUUUUUUUCUUCAUCGUGAUGGUGUACGUCUAACCUUAAAAGAUGAGUUGCUAAAGCAAGAUAGACCUAUAUAGCUUUCUACAUGGAAGUAUACCAAGUAAAUAGAAACAGAGUUACUGAUCUUUUUCUUGAACUUACAAACAAUUGAUACACAAGGGGCAAACAGAAUAUAGGCUACUACAAUGUGUAUGUCAUACCAAGGAAUAAGUUGCCAGCCAAAUUGGCUAGUGACACUGAAAGUAUUACUAGCCACAGCCAAGUUUUACCAGCAUUUGGCCGGUUGGCAGGUGCCAGUGUCAAGCCCUGUCCUGCAGAUUCAGAGAGUAUGGGGACUCAGCGACUUGGGGACAGGACGGGAACUUGACUGUGAAAAGAAGCCAUUAAAAAAAAGCGUUUUUUAAGAGUCAUGAGAUGAGAGCCAUGGUAAAGGUUUUAAAAUAAAGAUGUUUGGGCAGAGACCAAUUUGUGACCUAUAGACUGUGAAAAGGUCUCCCAUAAGAUAGGUGCAGAUUCAGACAGCGCUAUUGGAGGUUAGGUGGUUGAGAGACACAGCUGCGGUGUUCAAAACGAAAACCAUCAAAGGUGAUUUGGGUCUAUCAAGUUUUCAACUAGAUGGGAAAAGGGGUGUAGACGUUUGGAUUCUGGAAGUACUGUAAUGUGUAUUUGACUGUGAGAUAUUCUUCAAAAUGAAAACUGUGUACAGUAGAGUUGAUGAGAACUAUGCUAAAGCUUUAAACUGGAGGAUGUAUGAUGUUCAUUAUGUACAAAAGUUAAAUCAAUUCUUAAAGUUUCCUUUGUAAAAGUUUUAUCUUUUACCUGACAUGUUUUGACAGUGAAACUUCCGUCUUCAUCAGUGGGUCAUAUGGAUGUUGAUGUGUGUCAUGUAGGGCUGUAACGAUACACUCGACUCACAAUUCGAUUCGUAUCACGAUUUUUGACCUAUGGUUCGAUACACCACACGAUUUCACAUUUUCCAAUAUUAUAAAAUAAAAUUAUGAAUAAAAACUUUGAUAGUUUAUACGAACAAUAUGUUACAAGAGGCUAUAAUAUAUUUUUUUAAGUUUACAUGUGAUAAUGAUGAUGAUUUGAAGCUUGGAAGCACUAUCACUUCAUAUCAUUUGUUUUUUUCUGGACUGAUGGGAAACAAAACUUUGAAAGGGCGUAUCACGAUACUGCCUCCUUGUAUCACGAUACAGUGUCGUGACUCUGUGUAUCACGAUUUCUCGGUUCGAUACAAUAUCGUUACAGCCCUAGUGACGUGCUUUUAAAUAUGUCAGGUAACAGAUGCAACUUUUACAUGACUGAAACAAAGUAAACUUUAAGAAUAGGUUUAAACUGGAGGAGUUGUAUGAGUUGUGAUGGUGAUGGAGAUUUGGACAAGCUUUUGAGAGAACACUAGAGAUCCAAAUCAACAUGGCCCGUGAUGCAAGCUCGGGAUGCAAGCUCGUGAUGCAAGGCUCAACAUCAAAGGUUUUAUUCAAUAUCUUGCAAAAAAUAUAGAUUAGUAGAAGUUAUUUUCUCAUUUGCAAUGGAUGUUGAAUGAGGGAAAGGCCCGCACCCAAAAAAUAAACACUGCGCUGUUUGACGGUCGGCAAACCUUGCAACACCAAAGCAAGAUGAGAGGAGUGAAAUGGAUUUGCGGCCAAGGACUAAAUGACCUCUGACGGUGGCAGUGGUGGACCAAUCAGUUGAGCCAGCUUUCACUCCGACCUUAACCUGACUAUCAUGGGUUCCAAUUCCAACCCGUUUCAAUGAGUUCCUCCUCAUGCGAGAUGUUUCCAAUGGAAAACUACAGAACAAUACUGGAAGCUUUUGAGAAUCGUUCUUUUUCAGACGUAAUUUUCUUUUUGUUUAUUGUCUUUAUUUUGAUGUGAGGAAUUUUAUUUUGGAUUUUUUUAUUACCUCUGUUUUAUGCUUUGUCAUUUGAUAAUCAUGGAGUUUUGACUUUUUGAUGCUUUUUUCAGUAAUAUUUCCUUCCCUUUGUAAUAUUAUUAUGUACAUAUACUGUAUUAAUAUACUGUUUGUAUUGUGAAUUAUGCUAAGAGAUGUGCCUUUGAAAUCAAUUUCUUAAAAUUGCUUGCAUUUCUAGCACUUUUCUUGGCAUUUCAAUAUGAUCUUCAAACGCACUAUACAUUUAAAAUGAACAAAAAAAGAAUGCAAAUCUACUUUUGCGACAUAAAUGUCUAUAUUCUUCCACUAAUUUAUGUAUUUAAAAGACAUAUUCUGCUGUUGAGACUGUAACUGAUGAGAAGGUGAGCUCUCCACAUGAUACUUCCUCUCUCUCUCUCUCUCUCUCUCUCUCUCUCUCUCUCUCUCUCUCUCUCUCUCUCUCUCUCUCUCUCUCUCUCUCUCUCUCUCUCUCUCUCUCUUCUCUCUCCCACUUCUCCCCUCUUUUAAGCUUGUAUCACUGUGUCUGAGGAUUAAA
Messenger RNA from Engraulis encrasicolus (European anchovy), 6760 nucleotides. It is a transcript of the gene arhgef7b, whose product is annotated as Rho guanine nucleotide exchange factor (GEF) 7b. Gene Ontology annotation, cellular component: lamellipodium; cytoplasm. The record is from RefSeq and is a predicted model, not a curated record. Gene Ontology annotation, biological process: lamellipodium assembly. Lineage: Eukaryota; Metazoa; Chordata; Actinopteri; Clupeiformes; Engraulidae. Bases 1180 to 3570 code for a protein of 796 amino acids. Gene Ontology annotation, molecular function: guanyl-nucleotide exchange factor activity; protein binding. The transcript is spliced from 21 exons.